Molecule: messenger RNA, 3938 nt
Organism: Cyprinodon tularosa
Lineage: Eukaryota; Metazoa; Chordata; Actinopteri; Cyprinodontiformes; Cyprinodontidae
Gene: adnpb
Product: activity-dependent neuroprotector homeobox b
Exons: 4
Coding region: 357-3449 (1030 amino acids)
Biological process (GO): regulation of gene expression
Cellular component (GO): nucleus
Molecular function (GO): DNA binding
Source: RefSeq, a predicted model, not a curated record
UUUUAUUUGCGCCAUUUUGGAUUGGGCAGUUUGCGGCUGGCUGUAUUGUCUGUCAGAGGAGAAGCUGUUCCGUCUCUACAGGAACUAUUAGCUGCUUUCUUUUUCACCGGGACGGCAGCUGACAUGGAUCCGCCCUCAGCGCUCCGGGGAGCGGCCCAGCUAGCUGCCCGCUGAGCCUCUCUCCGUUUCCGCCCUCCAGCCAGAGGAGAGCCGCUGUCGGUGAGGGACCGCCGGGCUUCGGAGGGGAGGGCGGGGGCAGACCGACGGCCAGAAGGCAGCAGGGAGGAUCCAGCUGUGCGGGAGGGGGGCUCGGUUCGCUCACACGGGACUCCUGGAUGUGAAAGCAGGUGGGCAGAAUGUUCCAGCUCCCUGUCAACAACCUCACCAGCCUACGGAAAGCCAGGAAAAAUGUCAAGAAGGUCCUGGGAGAUAUCGGCCUGGAGUUCUGCAAAGAUCACCUACAGGACUAUAAAGACUUCAACCCUCCUGAGGUCUACAUCAAGCACACCACCUGGGAGGAUGUGUGCAUGUGGGAGCCGUCCCACACCAAGGGCCAGGACUACCGAUCCAAACCUUUCUGCUGCUCUGGCUGCUUGUUCUCCUCCAAAUAUUUCUCUGCAUAUAAGAGCCACUUCCGUAACGUCCACAGCGAGGACUUUGAGAACAACAUCCUGCUCAACUGCCCCUACUGCACCUUCAACGGCAACAAAAAGACUCUGGAAAUGCACAUCAAACUCUUCCACAUGCCCAGCAACAGCGUGCGGCAGGGGAGCGGCGUGGCGGCGGCGGCCCCUGGGGUCACCACAAAGGACGGGCUGCUGAAGAGGACGGGGGACAACGUUGAACAGGCGGUGUACUACUGCAAGAAGUGCACCUACCGGGACCCUCUGUACAACGUGGUGCGGAAGCACAUCUACAGGGAACACUUCCAGCAGGUGGCCCAUCCGUACAUCGUCAGGCCGGCGGAGAAAGCCAACAGCCACAACGGCGCCGCGGCCGACGGCGGCGGCGCACACGCCGCCAGCAGCGGCCAGAUCCACUGCAAGAAGUGUUUGUUUGUUCCCCGGACCUACGAGGCGCUGGUGCAGCACGUCAUUGAGGACCACGAGCGCAUCGGCUACCAGGUCACCGCCAUGAUCGGCCACACCAGCGUCAUCGUCCCUCGACCCAAACCCAUCAUCAUGUUCCCCCCCAAAGCUCAGGGAGACAAAACCAUCAUCGGCAUGGGCCCCAAAGGAGCCGUGAUGGCCAACCCCAGGUCUCCUGCUUCUCAGCAGCUGAGCCGAGCCGCCGCCGCCGCUGCCGCCGCAGCCAAGGCCGGCUUUAACUCCCACCAUUUCCUGAGCGGAUUAAAGCCCGACCCGCUGGGUCUGAAGGCUGCGAGCGUCCAGCCCUUCUCUCUGGGUAACCAUCAGGCCCGGCCCGCCUUGCCGGGGAACGCCCAGGUCUCUGUGCCGCAGCAUUCGCACGCAGCCAAGCAGCUGGUCUCCACCGGCCUGCGCAGCCCGCUGGGGGUCGGAGGCUCGUCCUCGCUCAGAUCCAACCCCCUGGGUUCCCGGGUGCAGGCGGCCGCCACCACCGUAGCGUCUGUGACGGCCAAGAAAGGCGGCUCCUCUGUUCUCGGCACAUCCUACACCCAGAAGUGGAAGAUCUGCACCAUCUGCAACGAGCUGUUCCCCGAGAACGUCUACAGCUCUCACUUUGAGAAGGAGCACAAGGCGGAGAAGGUUCCUGCCGUGGCCAACUACAUCAUGAAGAUCCACAACUUCACCAGCAAGUGUCUGUACUGCAACCGCUACCUUCCCAGCGACACGCUCCUCAACCACAUGCUGAUCCACGGCCUGUCCUGCCCCCACUGCAGGGCCACCUUCAACGACGUGGAGAAGAUGGUCGCCCACAUGCGCCUCUCGCACCCGGAAGAAAAGGUGGGCCCGCGCACAGACUCCCCCCUGACCUUUGACCUCACCCUGCAACAGGGAAACCCCAAAAACGUGCAGCUGAUUGUCACUACGUACAACAUGAGGGACGCGCCGGAAGAGUCGGUGGCGUUCCACGCCCAGAACAGCUCCUCGUCCGUCGCCGCCACGCUUUCUGCCUCUCUGUUGGCAGGAAAGAGGCAGACGCCUCAGCCGGCGCCCAGAGCGCCGUCAGGGUUCGCCGACGGCCCCCCCAUCAAGAGCUCCUCUCCAGCCUCGGUGCCCUACAAGAGGGACGUGGGGAAGACGCUGUGUCCUCUCUGCUUCUCCAUCCUCAAGGGCCCCAUCUCAGACUCGCUGGCCCACCAUCUGAGGGAGCGGCACCAGGUGAUCCAGACCGUCCACCCCGUGGAGAAGAAGCUGACCUAUAAGUGCAUUCACUGCCUGGGGGUGUACACCAGCAACAUGACGGCCUCCACCAUCACGCUCCACCUGGUGCACUGCCGUGGCGUGGGCAAGUCUCAGAACGGCCAGGACAGCCGCGCCGCCCAUCCGCCCAGACCCACCCCGCCUCAGAGCGCCGCCCUCAAACGGCCCGCCUUCGACAGCGCAGACACCAGUGCGCCGAAGCGACGGAGGCCCGGGCCGCCCGGAGAACGGGCCCACCCUCGCGACAUGAACGGCCCCUCGGAUGCAGAUGAAGGUCCAGAUGAAGCCGUGGUUCUGGCUCUGGAUCCUAAAGGGCAGGAAACCAAGCCCCACGACUCCAGGAAGGCCUUCCUGACCCAGUAUUUCAACCGGGUGCCGUACCCCAGCCAGCGGGAGCUGGACAAGCUGGCAUCCAGUCUGUGGCUGUGGAAGUCGGACGUCUCCGCCCACUUCCUGUCCACCAGCAGGAGGUGUGAGGAGGAGUGUGAGAGCCAGCGUCCCAGCGUCCUCCUGGGCUUCAGCAUGGACCAGCUCAGCCAGCUCAGCCACCAGCUGGACCUCGAGCAGGCGGGGGCCUGCCAGGGAGGGGGCGGCGAGCGCCGCACCUCCAGGACACGCAAGGGCAGAUCGGAGGAGGCGCUACGGAGGCGCAGGGCGCUGCUGGGGGGUCUGCCGACGGACAUGGAGGAUCGCAGCGAGACAAUCAGCAGCAGCUCGGCUCUGAAGACGCCUCCGGAGGCCAUCGCCAUCGACUCUGAGAGCGACGAAGAGGAGCGGCAGAAGGACGAUGAAGGGCCGCUGGAGGGGGCCCGUAUCUAUGGCAACCAGCAGCUUCCUGUCACAGCGGAGCGACAGGAGUCCAGGACAGAUGUCAGGAUGGUUUCAGAUCUGGAUGACAUGUCUGAUGAUGAUGAUGACGAGGACGACGAUGAUGAUGAUGACGACGAUGAUGAUGAUGAUGAUGAGAGGGCGCAUGUAGAGAAUGGCUUCAGCGCCAAUGAGAGCUCAGGGAGGGACCGUCUACCCAUCAUCAUCCCCAAGUUCGUCCCUUCGUCAGCGAGGAGCCAGAGAGACGGAGCCCAGCUGGGCCAGCAGCAGUCCUGACCCCGGGGGCCCCUCCCACUGCAGACCAGCUCAACCAAAAGCCAUCCAGUGAUGCUAGAGACAGAACCCCCCAGGAGAACCCCUCUGGGUUAUGGACCUGCUGUGGCGGCGGCGUUGCCGCUGAGCUCAUGUAAAUCUGUACAGUCUUCUGAACAGGCAGCGUCCGGCGGAGCCCCCUGCUCCCCCCCUCUAGGUGUUGCUCUGUGGAUCUCGGUUCUCAUUGUUUGAAGCCUCUUAGUUUUUUGUCCAAUUUAUAGAAAUAAUCAGAAGGUUUUCUGUCUAAACUGGAUCAAACCGGUUUGUUUCUCUUGGUAUAAAGGCUCCUCUCCUCCAUCUCUGCUUCUCUGACUGAACUGCUCGUUUUCUCUAACCCGGAUGUUUGUGUUCACCGUGUUCUCUGGACUCUUUCUGUUUUUAUUCCAUUCUAUUUUUCACCCAAGCAUUUAUUAAAAAUAAAGUGCUGUCAAUGUGAUUUUCACAGAGCCAGAA